AUGAGUCAACAACGAACCAGAAGUAGUUCCAAUUCAAAGGCCUCCGCCAACAUGCAUCUGUUUCAAUACCUGAUGAGUGAGGAAGAAAUGGCUGAGGCGAGAGCCUUUUAUGAAUUGUUAUUGAUUUCCGAUGAGGAAUUUUUCUUAGAUAACAAGCCUCAACCCACCAAAGGUGAUACCAUCGCCUACAAUGAUACUAGUGGUGGUGGUGGUGUCAUCAUCAACAACAACAACAACUUUAAUGCCAAUACUGCAAACAAUGCCCUGAGUGCUUUUUCGUUUCCUCCCCCGAAAAGACAAGACUUGACUCCCUCACCGUCUGAGUUGCCUGGGAACUAUAAUGCCUCAACCAAUUUAUCGAUCAGUAUUCCUUCCUUACAAACUAGCGAUAUCAAUAGCAACUCCAACACAGCUCCUACUCGCAACAAUACACCUUUACAGAAUAUUAAGGUCAAAAGAAAAUCCAUAACUGAUCAGCAACAACUGACCAACAGAAGAAUGACCUCUCGUGAUCUCAGAGGCCUAUUUCAAAGAAUCGGAUACAGAGUAACGAAUGAGCAAAUACGAGAAAUAAUUCAGUCUGCACAUGAAUCCUAUUACAGGAAAAAAGACAUUCACUUACCCAACGAUUCCAUCAGCUUUAAUGAAUUCGUUCACCUCAUUAUGGACAAACCAGAACCUUCUGGAAUCGGACGCACGCAAUUACUGGAGGCAUUCAAAAUUUUAUCAGAGAAUGACGAGGAAGGAAAAGAUGGCUGGAUCAAUACCGAUGAGCUUGAGCAUUAUUUGACUCAUUUUCAUUACUGGACAGAGAAAAACUACGUCAAACAAACUGGAGAUGUUUCGUCACAGUCAUUUCUCACUGGAGAAUCAAAACCCUUCACAAAACGAGACUUUAAUAAGGUGAUGGAUAUCUUGGAUCCAUAUCGAAGUGGGCGAUUCAACUUUAUCAAAUUCGUUGGAAUGGUCUAUGAUGGACUUUUACAUGAUGAGGAGAGUAGCUUUGAUUCGUUUGAUCAUUUACAAUGA
Naegleria fowleri is the source of this 1029-nucleotide messenger RNA. RefSeq lists its product as uncharacterized. The transcript has a single exon. The record is from RefSeq and is a predicted model, not a curated record. Lineage: Eukaryota; Heterolobosea; Eutetramitea; Acrasida; Naegleriidae. The coding region runs from base 1 to 1029 and encodes 342 amino acids.